This is a messenger RNA of Penicillium cosmopolitanum, 4092 nucleotides long. Its product is annotated as NACHT-domain-containing protein. Gene Ontology annotation, molecular function: protein binding. NCBI's taxonomy places the organism in Eukaryota, Fungi, Ascomycota, Eurotiomycetes, Eurotiales, Aspergillaceae. Bases 1 to 4092 code for a protein of 1363 amino acids. The transcript has 3 exons. The record is from RefSeq and is a predicted model, not a curated record.
AUGGCAGAGGACAAGCUAAGAAAACGAUUUAAAGCUCUCUUCAGAAAGGAUAAUCCGGAUAAACAUAUUCUCGCUAUCAAGGAUGAAGGAUCUGACUCACCCUCCUCGUCUGUGCAUUCAGUCGCUCCGCCAACUUGUGCUGCAACGAGUGAUCCGAGCACUCAACCGACAGUCGAACAGUUGACAUGGGAUGCGGAGCAUGUGGAAAUAUCUCUCUGGGACAAGGCGUACGAUUCUUUGAGAGAUGAAAAGCCAGAGCUGAUUUCCUUAUACGAAGACUUGCUGUCCCGAGUACUUGCCAACGCCAAAGAAGCAAAAUCAAAAUCUCAACCCAGUCAAGUAAAUGAUGCGUCUGAUAUAUCCAACGAGAUCCCACAACAUGACGCGAUUGCGCGACAAGAAAAGCUCAGCCAAGUAACGAAGCUCGGUCUCCAACACGUGGAAGAUCGCACAGUCAAGAUUACCAUCCUUGGCCAUAAGAUCAUUCUACGAGAAGCCGCUUCCAAUGUCGCCGUCGCUGUCAAAUGGGCACAAGAAUUUGUGAAAGAUGCCAUCAAAGACGUUCCCUACGCGCCCGCGGUUAUGGCAGGCAUUACGUUGAUACUUCCACUUCUCAAGAACCCAGCCACAGUUGAGGCUGCAAAUAAUGAGGGUUUUACAUAUGUGACAUCACAAAUGCGAUAUUAUAUUGCCAUGGAGGGACUUCUUUUGCCCGACAUAACAGCCGACGUGAAAGCCGAUCUCACGGAAAGAGUCAUUGAUUUGUACAAAAGCAUCAUUGAUUUUCAACUGCAGAGUGUGAUCAGAUUCUAUCGUGGUCGGACCAAAAACUAUUUCAGAAGUCUCUUCAAGUACGAUGACUGGACUUCGAUGCUCAAAAACAUCCGAAAUAGCGAAACUGAGCUUCGUGACAAGCUGGAGCAGGUGGCAUCGAGGGCCAGUAUCCAGCUACUCGACAAGCUCUCUCGCGAAGCGCAUGAGUCAAGACAGGAGUUGGCCAAUAUACUUAGUGAGAUCCAAGAGCUGGUCAAGAUUUCUCGCGGUGUCGCCAAACAAUGGUCAGAAGCUGAGAAUCGACGAUGUCGCGAGACACUACAAGCGACCGAUCCUAGUCUUGACAAAGCUCGCAUUGAGGAAAGCAAGGGUGGUCUUCUGAAAGACUGCUAUAGUUGGAUUCUUGAGCAUGAAGAUUUUAAGAGAUGGCGUGUUGGAAAUGAUGGACAGAUGCUUUGGAUAAAAGGGGAUCCCGGGAAAGGGAAAACCAUGCUACUUUGUGGAAUAAUCGACGAACUGUCAAAGCCGGGCUCUGAACACAACAUCAUCUCUUACUUCUUCUGUCAGGCAACACACGAUACUAUUAACAACGCCGCGUCUGUGCUUCGGGGUCUCAUCUACAUGCUAGUGAGACAGCAGCCCUCGCUUCUGGAUCAUAUUCGUGAUACCUCUUUCGAAGGCCUGAAUGCGUGGACAGCCCUUUCCAGGGCUUUCAGCAAGAUCCUCGAAGACAUAGAGUCAGACAACACCUUUUUAAUCAUUGAUGCGCUUGAUGAGUGUGUCACAGGCUUAGACAGUCUACUUUCCUUCAUUUCGCAAAAGUCCGCCGAGCAUCCAAAGGUCAAAUGGAUUGUCUCUAGUCGGAAUUGGCCACGUAUAGAUAAAGAUAUCGAGGAGGCUGCGGAUAUCAAGCUUCUUCUAGAACUCAAUGAAAGUUCUGUCUCGGUCGCUGUGGAGAGAUUCACUAAGUAUAAGGUCAAGUGGUUGGCUGAGAGGAACAAAUACAGUACAGAAACGCGUGCCUUUGUUCACAAAUAUCUUCUCUCAAAUUCUAGGGGUACUUUUCUAUGGGUAGCCUUGGUUUGCAAAGAGCUCAGCAGCAUCGACAGGUGGAAUGUUCAGAAGAGAAUUGUGGAAUUUCCACCGGAUCUUGACGAAUUAUACAAACGUAUGUUUUCGCAAGUCUGCCAAUCCGAUAAUGCUCAAAUUUGCAUGGCCAUCCUUGGUGUCAUUUCCAUGGUUUAUCGCCCUCUCGACCUGGAGGAAUUGAUUACUUUGGUCGAGCUUCCUGGGGAGAUCCGAGAUGAUUAUGAAGCAAUUGAGCAAAUUAUCAGACUUUGUGGCUCUUUCUUAACCCUAGGAGCUCAUACAGUCUCGCUGGUUCACCAGUCUGCAAAGGACUUUCUGUCAAGUCGAGCUUCAUCACAGCUAUAUCCAGAUGGCAUGGAGAUUAUCCACCAUGCAAUAUUUCUCCGCUCUCUGCGUACAAUUUCUCAUGUCCUUAAGGAGGACAUAUAUGAUCUUAAGGACCCUGCCUUUGACAUUCUGGAUUUAGAAGCCUACAAUCCCGAUCCAUUAGCACCUGUGAAAUACGCGUGUAUUCAUUGGAUUGACCAUUUACUCGGUUGGAAGCUUGAAAAAAGCGCACUGGGCCAGACCGACCAUAACCUCAUCGAAAUGUUUUUCAAAAAGGAUCUACUUCAUUGGCUCGAGGCUCUGUCUCUCAUUCGGAGCCUUCCUGGCGGGAUAGACUCCAUGGUGCGGCUCCAGGAUCUGAUCAAGGGAGACACUGGCCUUUCUCAACUCAGCAACCGCGUACAGGAUGCGUCUCGAUUCAUGAUCUACCACAGGCAAAUAAUAGAUCAGCACCCACUCCAAAUAUACACAUCUUCAUUGAUAUUCAGUCCAAUGCAGAGCAUUACCAAGAAUCAAUUCAAGCCAUCGAGCUUGAUUAUUGGUAGCCCAGCAAUGGAACAGAAUUGGAGUUCCUGUUUACUCACAAUUGAAAACACAAAGGAUUGCUCUGCCAGUUUAGAGAACAUAGCUUGGUCACCGGAUGGAACACAAAUCGCCUCGCAGGAUGAUAUCAACGUCAAAAUCUGGAAUUCUACAACGGGUCAAUGCACAGCCACUCUUCGUGGUCACGGCGAUCAGAUUGUUUCAUUGGCCUGGUCGCAAGAUGGAAGGCUUGCCUCGGCAUGUCAAGCUGGCGAAGUCAGGAUCUGGAACACAAUCACCAACCAGUGUUCAAAGAUAUUCAAGGGCGAGGAUGGCUAUCUCUUUUCCCUAGUCUGGUCGCCUGAUGGGUCUCAGAUAGCACGAGCAACGAUCCCCACCUCUUGGACUAUCAAUUACCCCAUGCUCAAAACAAUCGACUGGAGACAAGAAGGUACCGUCUGGGACACGAUUACUGGAGAAGAGCUAUCGAAUGCGAAACCGUUUCUCUCAUUGGGUUGGUCUAUGGACAAGUUUCUAACCAUAUCUCCUCUUGGGGUCGAUGGCGUUUCCAUUCAAGAAUUCGCAACCGGGCAGGAAGUAUGCAUUUUGAAGGACACCCUAGAUCAAGAAUACUCUUCUACCCCUUUUGAGAAGGUGUUUUGGGGACAAGAUCAAAUCGCGAUAAACCAUCACACCCACCUCAAUGUUUGGGACAUUAAAACCUGCACACUCGUCUCCACAGUCCGAUAUCUUUUCGGAGAUAUGUCCUCUCCACUCGCAACGGUUUCCUGGUCCCAGCACGGGAUUUGGAUUGCAUCUGGAAGUGAAGCCAAAACAUCAGUAUUCGUCUGGGACGAGAUAUCCGACCAGGAAACCAUGCUUUUUAAACAUAUAGAUCCGACUUACACUCUUUUAUGGUCUCCUGAUUGUACAAGACUGGCAACCUGCUCGCAGGAUGGAACAAUUCGAGUCUGGGACUCUGCAGCUGGUUCAAGUGCUGCUGUUGCUAUUUCCCCAACUCUUGAUCUCCAUCCAGAAUCUGUCGAAAUGUUAAAGUGGUCGCCGAACUUGCAAUAUCUAGCAUCAUCAUCGCCUCUCGCUAAUGAUACCGAGGGAUCUCAUUGGACUAAUUGGACUACCUUUAAGAUCUGGGAUUCUUCAACUAGUCAAUGUCUACUCAACCGCGAGUCGGUGGGAAGGUAUUUCUGGUCAUUCGAUGGCAAUAGAAUUGCCCUGUUGACUAAGCACGGCAUUGAAGUACACAACUUCGAGAAUGCGCAAUACAAGUCUACCUCAACGUCGCCCGAUUCCCACCCCCUCCCAACAAAGUCUUCAGUCCGCAUUGUUACUUGGCUUGGUCACACAAUGGAGACACGCUAG